Molecule: messenger RNA, 955 nt
Organism: Amoebophrya sp. A120
Lineage: Eukaryota; Dinophyceae; Syndiniales; Amoebophryaceae
Source: the annotation of a GenBank genome assembly
ACAAAUUCCAAAACACGACUGGAAAUGGUUCUCAUGGGGAUGCGCAUUACCAGUCUUCCUGUCUUUGCAAAUCUGCAUUACAACUCUGGCGUGGGGACGUUUUUCCUCAGGAUAGUCCGCGAAACGCCCCCACGCCUAGCGCCCGACCCCGUGAUUGCCGCUCGGAUUGCGCGGGCACGCCGCCUAUCAAAUGUAAAAAUGUCUGGGUCUGGAAGAAUGCAACUUGUAAUGCUAAGUCUGAAGCAUGCAAAAAUCUGUGUUGCAUGAUUACCAAAAGUCGUCCAGUUUUGGCCAAGUCGGGAGGGAGUUUGUCAUGCAGGAUAGGCAUGAGAGAGAUCGCACAGAAUCUGUCAUGCUAGAUCCUGCAUUCCAGGCUUCGUGGGUCAUGGAAAAGCUGCAUGACAAGUCGCGCAUUCUCGCAGACCCAGACAUUUUUACAUUUGAUACCGCCGGGGACUGAACAACGUCUCGGUUCAAGACCUCGGCGACGACUAUGAGAGUUUUAGUACUAACAAGAAGCAAACUUCAAGCAACCGGCGGGCGUCUACGCAACGCCAGUGCGGUGCGCGGCCGGGCAGGAAGAAACCGGGCGGGGGGAUGACGAACAAAAACAAUCAGCGUCGCCGUGAUGGCGAAGAUGAGUACUAUGACAACCCGGACCGAGGACCCGGCGGUUUCAUCAAGGUCCAGGACUGGUCCGAGGGCAUGCACCUCGGGUCGCGCCAGGGCCGGUUUCAAUUCCUGUCCAACCGCAUCUUCCAGCGGCUAGAUGUGUUGGACUCGGAUCUGCCAUGAAGGAAGCAGUGAAGGGAGCUACGAUAGUGCUUCUAGCUUUACCGAAUAAAAAACGUUGCAAAAAUUAUUUCAUUUCUGAUGUGAUGUUUGCAGACAAAAAACUUCUGAUGGAGUUGAACUUCUAAAUUGUUUUUCGAGAUUCUGGUUGUGCUUCGGAAAA